Molecule: messenger RNA, 990 nt
Organism: Cryptococcus wingfieldii CBS 7118
Lineage: Eukaryota; Fungi; Basidiomycota; Tremellomycetes; Tremellales; Cryptococcaceae
Exons: 2
Coding region: 1-990 (329 amino acids)
Source: RefSeq, a predicted model, not a curated record
AUGGAGCCUAUCAAAUCCCUCGACCCUCUUCCGGACGAUAUACUCAACGUCAUAUUCGACCAUCUCCUCGUCUUGGCCAUCGACGACAAACCCCUCGGCUUGGCCCUGAUUCGCUCUUCCAAGCAGACGUUCAAACAAGCUUCUCCCUACCUAUAUCGUAAUGUCUCUUUGCACUCCCACAAUGCCUACAAGUUUUUCCUCGGGAUGGAGACAACGACACGACCAGGCGAGGCUCGGCGAUGGAACGAUGGGCUCUUCGAAGGGAGGAGCACGGCGGCGAGGCGGCUUGCCUAUCUGGGCCUGGUGCGAAGGGUGGAGAUACAAGAUGAGGAGGCGCAUUCGGCCUGUAUGGUGGCAGUGGCACGAAUGAGUUUCAACAAACUAGCCAGCGGACAUGGCAAAAGAAGCGAUGGUAUAGCCUUCUUGCCUAACCUGUUCUGGGGUUUGGACCCCGCUUUCGGUCCGCACGGUACCAUGCUGUGGUCUCAAGGCGCUACCAUGGGUAUCUUGGAACGCUUGAAGCUCGACAUGGACGAGUCUCUUGGUGAUCUCGGCCACCCGACAUACCUUGAGACCGUUCUCCCGGCAUUUGGGGACCUUCGUCGCUAUCGUGAGGCGUUAUGGUCCUAUUUCGGCUCUCUCCCUGUCCGACAGCUCAAGCUAUGUAAUUACGACAUUCGAGAAGAUAGUAGAGCAGAGUCUUUCAUAGAUAGUCUCUGCUUGAAGGGGCUUCUUGCGAAAGAGGUCACGCUGAUGUUGAAAGACACGAGCGCACCGACGACACUGGCGCCGGUGGGUAAACUCAUGCGAGACACAAUCCAGAAUAACCCCUUUUCCUCCCGCCCUCGCUUUACCGUCCGCAUCGAAGGCUUCAUACCUUCUCCGGGCGAGUCGCUCGAAACUGUCCAGGAGGAGAUCGAUAAUCUGGCGAGAACGUUGCAUGAAGCGAGUGAUAGAGUGGAGCCUGAUGUCAAGUUUAUGCUCUGUUGA